Molecule: messenger RNA, 1563 nt
Organism: Peromyscus maniculatus bairdii (prairie deer mouse)
Lineage: Eukaryota; Metazoa; Chordata; Mammalia; Rodentia; Cricetidae
Gene: Dhrs3
Product: dehydrogenase/reductase 3
Biological process (GO): retinoid metabolic process; regulation of retinoic acid receptor signaling pathway
Cellular component (GO): lipid droplet
Molecular function (GO): all-trans-retinol dehydrogenase (NAD+) activity
Source: RefSeq, a predicted model, not a curated record
ACCACCUCUCUCACCGUCCCAAUCUUCUGAGACGCUUUUGCCCCCUCCGGAGCAGAGUUUAUAUCCUCCCCGCCUCCCCCCCCCCCCCCCCGCCGCCGCCGCCUUUUCCUCGCCCAGUGCUUUGCAUCUGGAAAGAGAUCAGUUCAAGAGUGGCCAGUCCGGAGAGUUUCGUCCACCGCCUCCUACCUCCUCCCCCCACCCCGUGCCCGGCUCCGCCGCGCAGAGGAUGGUGUGGAAAUGGCUGGGCGCGCUGGUAGUGUUCCCUCUGCAAAUGAUCUAUCUGAUGACCAAAGCAGCCGUGGGACUGGUGUUGCCCCCCAAGCUUCGGGACCUGUCCCGGGAGUCAGUCCUCAUCACCGGCGGUGGGAGAGGCAUCGGGCGCCACCUCGCUCGGGAGUUCGCAGAGCGUGGCGCCAGAAAGAUUGUUCUCUGGGGCAGGACUGAGAAAUGCCUGAAAGAGACAACAGAAGAGAUUCGGCAGAUGGGCACAGAGUGCCACUACUUCAUCUGUGAUGUAGGCAACCGGGAAGAGGUGUACCAAAUGGCCAAAGCUGUCCGAGAAAAGGUGGGUGACAUCACCAUCCUGGUGAACAAUGCCGCUGUGGUCCAUGGGAAGAGCUUGAUGGACAGUGAUGAUGAUGCCCUCCUCAAGUCCCAGCACGUCAACACCCUGGGCCAAUUCUGGACCACCAAGGCCUUCUUGCCACGUAUGCUGGAGCUGCAGAACGGCCACAUCGUGUGCCUCAACUCCGUGCUUGCACUCUCGGCCAUCCCUGGCGCCAUCGACUACUGCACGUCGAAAGCGUCGGCCUUUGCCUUCAUGGAGAGCCUGACCUUGGGGCUGCUGGACUGUCCCGGUGUCAAGGCCACCACCGUGCUGCCUUUUCAUACCAGCACCGAGAUGUUCCAGGGCAUGCGCGUCAGGUUUCCCAACCUCUUCCCGCCGUUGAAGCCAGAGACAGUAGCCCGGAGGACGGUGGAAGCCGUUCAACAAAACCAGGCCCUUCUCUUGCUCCCGUGGACCAUGAACAUCCUCAUUAUCUUGAAAAGCAUACUCCCACAGGCUGCACUGGAGGAGAUCCACAGGUUCUCAGGGACUUACACCUGUAUGAACACCUUUAAGGGGAGGACAUAGAGGCAGGAGGAAGACACACCUGAGGAGCCACGGAGCCUGAGGGGAGCCACAAUAUCCGGGCACACACCGAUGUGCCUGUGCAUUGGCAUGUCUGCUGGGUGAGCAGGACUGUACCUGUCCCCAGGGAAGAAUCUGCGGCUCCCAGGUCAACUCCAGGACCUUUGUGCAGGACUGAUGUGUGUAACUCUGACCCCCAUGGGGAGCCAAGACGCCAUUCAGCAGCCACCUGACAAUUUUGUACAUUUCUCAUUCUGUAGGGUUUAUUGUUCAAUUGCUUCUCCAGUCUGACCCGCCUGAGCAGUGUGCACCUAGGAUUUCCAGGAGAGUCUGCCCCCAGACACUCUGCCUUUCCCUCCAAAACCCGCUCACCCUCAGCUCCUGCAAACUGGUUACCCGGCAGUAACGCAAAUAAAGAGGUGGCUUUGGCA